GAUGGCGGCCACCUUGACUAGAGGACUGUCAGGUAUAGUGAGACCUCUGACAGGUCUAGGACAGUCCUGCUUUAACCUCGCAGUCAGAGCGCCGCUGUUUCUCCCUCGCUUCUCCAUACUUAUUCAGCGACACUUUGGGUUUAAACCGCUGCCUUCUCUCAAUGCCUGUGGGCUUCAACAGCAGACUCUACUGCAACGAGUCUCUCCUCUUGUUCCAUCACUGAUGCAGCAGCCCUGUAGAAACCUGACAUAUUAUAGUGUGAAGAAGGGCAAGAGGAAGACCGUGAGAUCUGUGGUGCAGAGGUUUCUGAGGCUGCACUGUGGCCUGUGGGUGAGGAGAAAGGCUGGAUACAAGAAGAAGCUUUGGAAAAAAUCAGCCGUGAGAAAGAAGCGUUUAAGAGAGCACGUAUUCUGCAAUAAGACUCAGUGCAAAAAAUUAGACAAAAUGACGACAUCCUUUUGGAAAAGAAGAAACUGGUACCUUAAUGAUCCUUACCAGAAAUAUCACGAUAGGGUUAACUUGUAAGUGUCCUUUAGCACUCUUCUAUUAGGAAUGUUCUGUUCUGUGCAGAAAAUGUUUUUGUUUGUACAGUGUGUACAUCUGACCUUUACGCUUAUCGGAACCACAACAGAGAAUACAGUUAGCACUUUCUGCAGAUGUAACGUCACGGAAAAUAUUCAUGCAGGUUGAAAAGCAAUGUUCGUUUUCUGCAUUCUGGUCAGUGUAAAGAGCUCUGAUUAUUGAAAUAAACCAGUUUCAGUCUUGCGUGUCAGAA
Molecule: messenger RNA, 776 nt
Organism: Ictalurus punctatus (channel catfish)
Lineage: Eukaryota; Metazoa; Chordata; Actinopteri; Siluriformes; Ictaluridae
Gene: mrpl35
Product: mitochondrial ribosomal protein L35
Biological process (GO): translation
Cellular component (GO): ribosome; mitochondrion
Molecular function (GO): structural constituent of ribosome
Source: RefSeq, marked provisional